Eremomyces bilateralis CBS 781.70 is the source of this 1156-nucleotide messenger RNA. RefSeq names its product alpha/beta-hydrolase. NCBI's taxonomy places the organism in Eukaryota, Fungi, Ascomycota, Dothideomycetes, Eremomycetales, Eremomycetaceae. The coding region runs from base 346 to 1128 and encodes 260 amino acids. The transcript has a single exon. The record is from RefSeq and is a predicted model, not a curated record.
UAAUCAUCCAAGCGCCCUUUGAAGCGCCAUGACGUCUUGAGACAGAACUCUGGACACAACAGGCGCUGGGAAGCCUCUGCCUGUCCGUGUCGUCCUUGAGCCGAUAGCCAGUUGUCCCGAGGACUUCUGGCCUUGCAAAUAUUCUUCCCUAUCAAUUGGUGCAUUGCCUCGGGGGCAAUUGAACAACCCCGUGAUUUGUAUACGUUAGUUAUCCCAUCAAAUCCUGGCACGCAUCGCUCACCCAGUGCCUUAUGGAUACCACUUUUGACUACCAAACGCAAGAAACUGUCCAACUCCACUUCUCACUCCACGAUUUGAAAUAUCCAGCCAUUUGAUGCAUCAAAUAUGCCAUAUAUCAACCGUUCAGGUGUAUCGCUUUACUACGCAACGUACGGUAGCGGAACCCCGCUCCUCCUCUCCCAUGGCUUUUCCGCGACCUCCGAAAUGUGGUCUGGCCAGAUAGCUCUGCUUUCGGCAAGAUUCAAGCUUAUCCUAUGGGAUAUGCGCGGCCAUGGCAAGUCUGACUACCCGGAAGAUCCGGCGAUGUACAGCGAACAGCACACGGUGGCUGAUAUGGAAGCCAUCCUGGCCGAAGUCUGCGGAACGAAGAGAGCCAUCGUCGGGGGUUUGUCACUAGGUGGAUACAUGUCGCUUGCUUUCUACCUUGCUCACCCUGAGCGUGUUAAGGCGUUGUUGAUCAUCGACACCGGCCCGGGCUUCAAGAAUGACGCAGCGCGUGAUGGAUGGAAUAAGUAUGCUCUUCAAACGGCGGAGCGGUUUGAACAGCAUGGGCUGCGCCGUCUCGAGAAAAUGAGCGUAGAAAUGAAAACUUCGACGCACCGAGACGCAAAGGGAUUGGCAUUGGCGGGGAGAGGGAUGUUGAUACAAAAGAGUCCUGCGGUUAUCAAGUCCCUGCCCAACAUCAAGGUACCGUCACUGGUUGUUGUUGGUGCCAAUGAUACCCCAUUUCUGGCGGGGUCAGACUAUAUGAGUAGGACAAUUCCUGGGUGCAAAACGCUGGUUAUAGCUGACGCUGGUCAUGCGGCAAACAUUGACCAACCUCAAGCGUUCAACGUAGGUCUUUUGAACUUCCUAGCCAACAUCGAACCUGCUAGGGGCAGCCUAUAGUUAUGAUAACAAAUGAAGCACGUUGACC